CACCUGACAUGUGUUCCAGGUGAGGUUCAGUAAGGCUGCUCUUGGCUCCAGCAAGCAGAAGAAGAUGGGUCAGGCUCAAUUCUCUACGAGUCCUCAGGUGGUCAUCAUUGGCCUGGACUCUGCUGGGAAGUCCACGCUGCUGGCCCAACUGCUCACAGGACAGAUGGUGAAAACGUCUCCCACUGUGGGCUUCAAUGUGGGAAAUCUGGACGUGGACAAGAAGACGUCUCUAACUGUGUGGGACGUUGGUGGACAGGAGAACAUGAGACCCAACUGGAAGUACUACCUGGAUGACUGCAAGGCUCUGGUGUUUGUGGUGGACAGCACCGACAGGGCUCGCAUGGCCGAGGCCCAGAAGGCUCUGAAGAAAGUUCUGAGUGAUGAGAGGCUGAAGGGAGUUCCACUGAUGGUUCUAGCCAACAAGAAGGAUCUCCCCAACUCCAUGACCAUACGAGAGGUGUCCACCCAGCUGGACCUUCCCAGUUACUCCCCAGACAGAGAGUGGGAGAUCCAGGCCUGCAGUGGUCUGAAGGGACUAGGUCUACAGCAGGCCUUCAUGUCCGUCAGCAAGAUGAUCAAGAAGAGCUGAAAGGGGGAAGAGGAGGAUCUGGGGCAGGUCUGCAGGACUGGACAAUAGGAAUGUUUUGUUCACCAGAUUUUAUUUAUAAAAUUGGAUUUAAACACAGGCUGUGAUGAUGGACACUUCUGAUGGUGAUGAUUAAAUUUCACUUGAAAUCA
Nothobranchius furzeri (turquoise killifish) is the source of this 738-nucleotide messenger RNA. It is a transcript of the gene arl11, whose product is annotated as ADP-ribosylation factor-like 11. Gene Ontology annotation, cellular component: plasma membrane; cytoplasm. Gene Ontology annotation, biological process: vesicle-mediated transport; intracellular protein transport. Gene Ontology annotation, molecular function: GTP binding; GTPase activity. The record is from RefSeq and is a predicted model, not a curated record. NCBI's taxonomy places the organism in Eukaryota, Metazoa, Chordata, Actinopteri, Cyprinodontiformes, Nothobranchiidae.